AUUUCAAGAACCAUCUUUUACUGGGACAAGCUUCCAGCUGAGAGCCAGAAAUUUUUUUUAGGAUAUUUCCAGACUCUCCUUUUCGGCAGAAUAUGACAGAUACCUAGCAUCUAGCAAAAGUAUGGCAGCAGCUUAUCUAGACCCAAACUUGAAUCAUACGCCAAGCGCAAACACGAAGUCACACCUCAGUUCUGGGGUGGAACGUUCUCCAGGGACAAUGGAACGGGUCCUGAAGGUUUUCCAUUAUUUUGAAAGUAACAGUGAACCGACAACGUGGGCCAGUAUUAUCCGUCAUGGGGAUGCCACGGAUGUUUGGGGCAUAAUUCAGAAGAUAGUGGAUUGUCACAAAGUAAAAAACGUGGCCUGUUACGGUCUGCGGCUUAGCCACCUCCAGUCAGAGGAAGUUCGUUGGCUGCAUCCAGAUAUGGGCGUCUCCAACGUGAGAGAGAGAUUCGAACUAGGACACGCACCAGAGGAAUGGAAAUAUGAAUUGCGAAUCCGAUACUUACCGAAAGGAUUUCUGAACCAGUUUACUGAAGAUAAACCAACUUUAAAUUUUUUAUACCAGCAGGUAAAAAAUGACUAUAUGCUAGAAAUAGCAGAUCAGGUGGACCAGGAAAUUGCCUUGAAGCUAGGUUGCCUUGAAAUCCGGAGAUCAUACUGCGAAAUGAGAGGCAACGCAUUGGAUAAGAAGUCAAACUAUGAAGUCUUAGAGAAAGAUGUCGGUUUGAAAAGAUUUUUUCCAAAGAGUUUACUGGAUUCAGUAAAGGCCAAAAACCUACGAAAAAUGAUACAGCAAACUUUUCGACAAUUUGCCAACCUCAAUAGAGAAGAAAGUAUUUUGAAAUUCUUUGAGAUUCUCUCACCAGUAUAUAGAUUUGAUAAGGAGUGCUUCAAGUGUGCCCUUGGAUCCAGCUGGAUUAUUUCAGUGGAAUUGGCUAUCGGUCCAGAAGAAGGAAUCAGCUACCUUACAGACAAAGGUUCCAAUCCUACUCAUCUGGCAGACUUCCAUCAAGUACAGACCAUUCAGUAUUCAACUAGUGAAGACAAGGACAGAAAAGGAAUGCUACAGAUGAAAAUUGCUGGAGCACCAGAGCCUCUGACAGUGACAGCACCAUCCUUAACCAUUGCAGAGAACAUGGCUGACUUGAUAGAUGGCUAUUGCCGACUGGUCACUGGUGCAACACAGUCCUUUAUUAUCCGACCCCAGAAAGAAGGUGAAAGAGCUUUACCAUCCAUACCAAAGCUGGCCAACAAUGAGAAGCAAGGAAUACGAUCACAUACAGUCUCUGUAUCAGAAACAGAUGACUAUGCAGAGAUCAUAGAUGAAGAAGAUACAUAUACCAUGCCUUCAACCAGGGAUUACGAGAUUCAGAGAGAACGGAUUGAACUGGGACGCUGCAUCGGUGAAGGGCAGUUUGGUGAUGUUCACCAAGGAGUUUAUGUAACUCCAGAAAACCCUGCCAUGGCAGUUGCAAUCAAGACAUGUAAAAACUGCACUUCAGACAGCAUAAGAGAGAAAUUCUUACAAGAAGCCUUAACAAUGCGUCAGUUUGACCACCCCCACAUUGUCAAGCUGAUUGGUGUUAUUACGGAAAACCCUGUCUGGAUCAUUAUGGAGCUCUGUACACAAGGAGAGCUGAGAUCGUUUUUGCAAGUAAGAAAAUACAGCUUAGAUCUGGCGUCAUUGAUACUUUACGCUUAUCAACUUAGCACAGCACUUGCCUACUUAGAGAGCAAACGGUUUGUACAUAGGGAUAUUGCUGCUAGAAAUGUGCUGGUGUCCUCUACAGACUGUGUGAAAUUAGGUGAUUUUGGUUUGUCUCGGUAUAUGGAAGAUAGCACAUAUUAUAAAGCUUCAAAAGGAAAAUUGCCCAUAAAGUGGAUGGCCCCAGAAUCCAUCAACUUCCGACGUUUUACCUCAGCCAGUGAUGUCUGGAUGUUUGGUGUAUGCAUGUGGGAAAUCUUAAUGCACGGCAUAAAGCCUUUUCAAGGAGUGAAGAACAACGAUGUGAUUGGCCGGAUUGAAAACGGAGAGCGGUUGCCGAUGCCACCAAACUGCCCGCCUACCCUUUACAGCCUAAUGACCAAAUGUUGGGCAUAUGAUCCCAGCAGGCGCCCAAGAUUUACAGAACUUAAAGCUCAACUGAAUACAAUAUUGGAGGAAGAGAAGCUGCAGCAAGAAGAACGAAUGAGAAUGGAAUCAAGGCGACAAGUCACGGUGUCCUGGGAUUCAGGAGGAUCAGAUGAAGCUCCUCCCAAGCCCAGCAGACCUGGUUAUCCUAGUCCAAGAUCAAGUGAAGGAUUUUAUCCCAGUCCACAGCAUAUGAUACAACCCAAUCACUACCAGGUUUCAGGCUAUCCCAGUUCCCAUGGAAUUCCAACUAUGGCAGGUAGCAUUUAUCCAGGACAAGCUUCUCUUUUGGAUCAAACAGAUUCCUGGAACCAUCGGUCUCAAGAAAUAUCCAUGUGGCAACCCAACAUGGAGGAUUCUGGCAGUUUGGACAUGCGUGGAAUGGGACAGGUCCUACCAGCACAUCUAAUGGAAGAGAGAUUGAUACGACAGCAACAAGAAAUGGAAGAAGACCAAAGAUGGCUGGAGAAGGAGGAGAGAUUUCUGAAACCUGAUGUGAGGCUCUCCAGAGGGAGCAUUGAUCGAGAAGAUGGAAGUCUCCAGGGUCCGGCUUCUAACCAGCAUAUUUAUCAGCCUGUGGGCAAACCAGAUCAUGCUGCCCCGCCAAAAAAGCCGCCACGCCCUGGAGCUCCCAGCCAUUUGGGCAGCCUUGCCAGCCUGAACAGCCCUGUGGACAGCUACAACGAAGGGGUGAAGAUUCAGCCGCAGGAGAUCAGCCCUCCUCCAACGGCCAACUUGGAUCGCUCAAACGACAAGGUGUAUGAGAAUGUCACGGGGCUGGUGAAGGCUGUUAUAGAAAUGUCAAGCAAAAUCCAGCCAGCACCGCCGGAGGAGUAUGUCCCCAUGGUGAAGGAGGUUGGUUUGGCCCUGCGAACUUUAUUGGCAACAGUAGAUGAAACCAUUCUGGUCCUCCCAGCAAGCACUCACAGAGAGAUUGAGAUGGCCCAGAAACUCUUGAAUUCUGACCUCGCUGAACUGAUUAACAAGAUGAAGCUGGCCCAGCAAUACGUUAUGACUAGCUUGCAGCAAGAAUACAAAAAGCAGAUGCUGACAGCAGCCCAUGCUCUUGCUGUAGAUGCCAAAAACUUACUGGAUGUUAUUGACCAAGCCAGGCUAAAAUCUCUCGGUCAGUCCAGGCCUCACUAGAAACUAAGAAUGGAUUUUGCAUUGCAGUUUAGAAAGGAUUGUUACAGAAUCGGCAACAGCGACCCUUUCAGCAGGAAUGAGAACUGGUGGCUGAGUCCUGGAUUGUCAACUGGUGGUUCUGUCUUCAAGUAUUUUUUAAAAAAGAAAAUCACCAAUGCCAAGAAAAGUCCAAAACUGAAACAACACAACAAAAUCUUAAGAAACGCAUUGUUUUUUUUCACGUCAUUCAGAAUGUGAAAUACUUUUAAGAUACAAGUUGCUUUUUUAAAAAAAGAAAACUGACAAAGGAACUCUGAGCUGCAAACCUGAGAUCGUGUGAAGAAUUCUGGGACACCUCAGGGCUGAGAAUUCUUUAUCACAAUGUAUGAACUGUCCUGACUGGAAUCCUUUUUUUAUCAGAACACUUAAUACCACAAAAUGCUAAUCACAAUUUACAGAGAGAUUAAAAAGCUAUAUUUUCAAAGUAUCUCAUUUCAAAGCAAAUUAAAAGUCCUCAUCUGUUUUCCUACUUCCAUGUGGAUGUACGUGAACCAUUGGGACAGAAUGUAGCUGUAGAACACAACGAAGAACGUGUCUUUUUCACCAGAAUAACGUGCCAGUUUUUUGUAGUUGUUUUCCUUCUAAGUAACAAUUGGAGCUGCAUUUAGAAGUUCUGUAACCAUACAUGUUCCCCAUUUUUAUAUAAUUUAUAAAGAAAGAUUAAAGCCAUGAUAAAUAUUUUAAAA
This is a messenger RNA of Candoia aspera, 4005 nucleotides long. It is a transcript of the gene PTK2, whose product is annotated as protein tyrosine kinase 2. Gene Ontology annotation, biological process: signal complex assembly; protein phosphorylation. Bases 122 to 3280 code for a protein of 1052 amino acids. The record is from RefSeq and is a predicted model, not a curated record. Gene Ontology annotation, molecular function: protein tyrosine kinase activity; ATP binding. Lineage: Eukaryota; Metazoa; Chordata; Lepidosauria; Squamata; Candoiidae. The transcript has 32 exons. Gene Ontology annotation, cellular component: cytoskeleton; focal adhesion.